AAAGACGCGCUGCUGGACGCCAUCGCGACCGUCGAGCGCGGCGUCACCGCGACGGAGGCGGACAAGGAAGCCAUCGACGCGCUCGCGGUCACGCUCGAGCGCCUGAACCCAAACGCCAGGGCGCUGUCGUGUAACCUUCUGAACGGCGAGUGGGAGCUCCUGUACACGACGAGCGCGUCCAUCAUCGGCGCGAAUAAACCGUGGCCGUUCCGACCGCUCGGGCCCAUCUAUCAGACCAUAGACGUGCCGAGAUUACGCGCGGCGAACCGAGAGACGUUCCCGUUCUUCAACGCCGUCGACGCGGACCUCACGCCGACGUCGGCGGCCGCGGUGGACGUGCAGUUCGUGAAGUUUAAGCUAUUCGGGGGGUUGAUCCGAGUGGACGCGCCGGCGGCGGCGAGGGGCGCGUUGAGCGUGACGUACUUGGACGAAGAGAUCAGGGUCUCGAGGGGGGACCGCGGGAAUCUGUUCGUGCUGAGGAUGCACGACGCGACGAAGGAGCUGCCGAGGAAGGGCGACGACGACGACGAGGAGGAGAAGGGGGUGUACGAGGCGUGA
Micromonas pusilla CCMP1545 is the source of this 558-nucleotide messenger RNA. RefSeq lists its product as uncharacterized. The record is from RefSeq and is a predicted model, not a curated record. The transcript has 2 exons. The annotation marks the transcript as partial. Lineage: Eukaryota; Viridiplantae; Chlorophyta; Mamiellophyceae; Mamiellales; Mamiellaceae.